Molecule: messenger RNA, 1809 nt
Organism: Haliotis rubra (blacklip abalone)
Lineage: Eukaryota; Metazoa; Mollusca; Gastropoda; Lepetellida; Haliotidae
Exons: 10
Coding region: 170-1684 (504 amino acids)
Cellular component (GO): nucleus; cytoplasm
Molecular function (GO): protein binding
Source: RefSeq, a predicted model, not a curated record
ACGAUAUGAGGAAGUUCCGAACCAUGUUUACAGACUGUCUCAUCAUCAUACAGGGGAUUUCAACGCCCAAACUGCUCCCCUGCCUGAUUAUAUACUGAACGACGACCCGACACACCUGCCUAUAAAGGAUGAUCUUGGAUACAUUAGCGACGACAACAUUGCCCAGCGCAUGUCUCAGGAUCAUGUGGAUCACAAACGUGGUUAUGAACUUCUGCAAAGGAAUGGAAUACGGAUAUGUAACGGUCGGUUGUUAAAUGAUCAUGAUGAUCUGACUGUUCAAGGUGAAGAGGAAUGUGAGCCUGGACAAUAUGGGGAUGGUUGUAGUCAAAAUUGUUCUCAAAACUGUUAUCCUCUUCCAAAUGGCAUAGUGAAAUGUCACAAAGAAACCGGAGAAUGCUUCGAAGGAUGCAAAGCGGGUGUGUACGGUGACCAGUGUGAUGAACCGUGCAGCAAAACUUGCCUAGGAAACAUCUGUAAUCAGCACAAUGGACAUUGUACACUGGGCUGUAUAGAAAAUCACAUCGGCGUCUUCUGUGAGAUUUACAAUGGGAUUACCAUCGUCCAUCAAGGUACUACCUCUAGCAGUGCAGGUACUACCUCUAGCAGUGCAGGUACUACCUCUAGCAGUGCAGGUACUACCUAUAGCAGUCACACAACCGUUACCACAGGUGUGGCACCGACAAGCAGUUCCCAGGUCAUCAUUCCAGUUGUUGUAACAGUACUUGUCCUUAUCCUUAUCCUUGUGGGCGCAGUGGUUAUCUUCAUAUGGCGCAGAAAGAAGGAGAAGAAGAAGAAGAAAAAUUUAAAUGGAGAUGAUGCCGAAGCUUGGCAGAGUUGUCUCGGAGACAAAACACGAUACGUUCAAAAAUCGACGAUUACAGCUCCAGAUGUGUUUGUUCAUCGACCGUCACAAGAUAGCUGGAAUAUUGCCGGAGCUAAACCAGGUGGAAUAUGGGGUUCUCCUCGAGAUGGUCAGGAUACACAGGAUCUCUCCCGCAUGGAAGCUACGUUGAUGAAAAAAAUACAAGAGAUGCAAGGCAUGGUGAUGUCAUCGCGGAGGCCUGGUGAUCCUCAACCCUCGGACAGCAGUGUAUUCUCGACACCGACACCCGCACGGAGAGACGCCCGGACAGGCCAAGACCUCCAUUCCGCCUGCAGUGAGGGGAACCUGGCGGAGGUGAAGCGGAUCCUGGACACAGGUCGGGCUGACGUCAACUGUAGAAGUGUGGGCGGGAUGACACCGGUGAUGUGGGCAGCACUGAGGGGACACAGGGAUGUGGUGGAGCUCCUUGUGAGUCGAGGUGCUGAUGUGUCACUGGUGGACGAUGACGGUAACAACAUCCUUCACUGGGCCUGUGAGGGAGGAGACAGGAAGACAGUGGAGUUUGUCCUGUCUCUGGACGGGGUGGACAUCAACAGUAGAGGAUGGAAGAGCAUUACACCGGUGAUGGAGGCAGCAUGGUGGGGACACAGGGAUGUGUUGGCGAUCCUAGUGAUUCGAGGUGCUGAUGUGUCACUGGUGGACGAUAUGGGUAACAACAUCCUUCAUUGGGCCUGUAUGGGAGGAGACAGGAAGACAGUGGAGUUUGUCCUGUCUCUGGACGGGAUGGACAUCAACAGUAGAGGAUGGAAGAGAUUACACCGGUGCUGUGGGCAGCACGGUGGGGACACAGGGAUGUGGUGAAGUUCCUUGUGAGUCGAGGGGCUGAUGUGUCACUGGUGACUAAUGGUGGUGACAACAUCCUUCACUGGGCCUGUGAGGGGAGGAGAGAGCAAGACAGUGGAGUUUGUCCUGUCUCUCGGGACGCG